Molecule: messenger RNA, 10547 nt
Organism: Osmerus eperlanus (European smelt)
Lineage: Eukaryota; Metazoa; Chordata; Actinopteri; Osmeriformes; Osmeridae
Gene: tln2a
Product: talin 2a
Exons: 58
Coding region: 180-7874 (2564 amino acids)
Biological process (GO): cell-cell adhesion
Cellular component (GO): focal adhesion; cytoskeleton; ruffle
Molecular function (GO): structural constituent of cytoskeleton; actin filament binding; integrin binding
Source: RefSeq, a predicted model, not a curated record
UUUCCACAACGAGGUUUUUUCUCUCUAGAGGGACAGGAGUGUUGGUUAUGUGCAUCUGAAGGCUGGCUUCUUGCAAUGAAACUGUAGAAGAUUCGCAGUUGUAAAUAUCUGCAGACGUCUGACAGAGGCUGCAUUAUCGUCGGCAUUAAGGUGUAGUAGCACCCGCUCCGCCCGCCAACAUGGUGGCCCUGUCGCUGAAGAUCUGUGUACGCCAGUGCAACGUGGUGAAGACCAUGCAGUUUGAGCCCUCCACGGCUGUCUAUGACGCCUGCAGGAUGAUCAGAGAGAGGGUUCCGGAAGCCCAGACCGGACAAGCCUCUGACUACGGUCUAUUCCUCUCCGACGAGGACCCCAGGAAAGGGAUCUGGCUGGAGUCAGGGAGAACCCUGGACUACUACAUGCUCCGGAAUGGGGACAUUCUUGAGUACAAGAAGAAACAGAGGCCACAGAAAAUCAAGAUGCUGGAUGGGGCUGUGAAAACCAUCAUGGUGGAUGACUCCAAAACCGUGGGAGAGCUGCUCGUAACCAUAUGCAGUAGAAUAGGCAUCACCAACUACGAGGAGUACUCUUUGAUCCAGGAGGUGGUGGAAGAGAAAAAGGAGGAUGGGAUGGGCACCCUGAAGAAGGAUCGAACACUGCUACGAGAUGAAAGGAAAAUGGAGAAACUCAAAGCCAAGCUUCACACAGACGACGACCUGAACUGGCUGGACCAUAGUCGGACCUUCCGUGAGCAGGGAGUGGACGAGGCUGAAACCCUGCUGCUCAGACGCAAGUUCUUCUACUCCGACCAGAACGUGGACUCCAGAGACCCCGUCCAGCUCAACCUGCUCUACGUCCAGGCCCGUGACGACAUCCUGAAUGGAUCCCACCCCGUGUCGUUCGACAAGGCCUGCGAGUUUGCCGGGAUUCAGGCCCAGAUCCAGUUUGGACCCCACAUAGAGCACAAACACAAACCUGGAUUUCUCGACCUGAAAGAGUUUCUCCCAAAAGAAUACAUCAAGCAGAGGGGAUCGGAGAAGAAAAUAUUCCAGGACCACAAGAACUGUGGCGAGAUGACAGAGAUCGAGGCCAAAGUGAAGUAUGUGAAACUGGCCCGGUCCCUUCGCACAUACGGGGUUUCCUUCUUCCUGGUGAAGGAAAAGAUGAAGAGUAAGAAUAAGCUGGUGCCGCGUCUGCUGGGCAUCACCAAAGAGUCUGUGAUGCGGGUGGAAGAGAAGACCAAAGACGUGGUCCAGGAGUGGCCCCUUACCACCGUAAAGAGGUGGGCCGCUUCGCCCAAGAGCUUCACCCUGGAUUUUGGGGAGUACCAGGAAAGCUACUACUCUGUUCAGACCACAGAAGGAGAGCAGAUCUCUCAGCUCAUCGCUGGAUACAUCGACAUCAUCCUGAAGAAGAAGCAAAGUAAGGACCGCUUUGGUUUAGAAGGAGAUGAGGAGUCGACCAUGCUGGAGGAAUCCGUUUCCCCAAAGAAGUCCACCAUCCUCCAGCAGCAGUUUAACCGCGUGGGCCGGGCCGAGCACGGCUCAGUGGCCCUGCCGGGGGUGAUCCGCUCUGGCUCCAUCGGCACAGAAUCCCUCAGCGUGGGCUCCAUGCCUUCCGCCCAGCAGCAGAUCACCAUGGGCCAGAUGCACAGGGGGCACAUGCCCCCACUGAGCUCAGCCCAGCAGGCUCUUAUGGGGACCAUCAACACCAGUAUGCAGGCUGUGCAGCAGGCUCAGGCUGACCUGGGAGAGGUGGAUGACCUGCCACCACUAGGCCAGGACAUGGCUUCUAAGAUGUGGAUUCAGAACAAGGUGGACGAGUCCAAACACGAGAUCCAUUCCCAGGUGGACGCCAUUACUGCAGGAACCGCCUCCGUUGUCAACCUCACGGCUGGUGACCCUACGGACACAGACUACACGGCCGUGGGCUGUGCCAUCACCACCAUCUCCUCCAACCUGACGGAGAUGUCCAAGGGCGUCAAGCUGCUGGCUGCGCUCGUCAAUGACGACGUCGGCGGAGGCCCCGAUCUGAUGAGGGCCGCAAGGACGCUGGCCGGUGCCGUGUCCGACCUGCUGCUGGCCGUGGAGCCCGCCUCCGGGGAGCCUCGGCAGACGGUGCUGACAGCGGCAGGAAGUAUAGGCCAGGCCAGCGGGGACUUGCUGCGGCAAAUUGGAGAGAAUGAGACAGACGAGAGGUUCCAGGAUAUUCUAAUGAACCUGGCCAAGGCUGUGGCCAACGCGGCGGCCAUGAUGGUUCUGAAGGCGAAGAACGUGGCCCAAGUGGCCGACGACACGGUGCUCCAGAACCGAGUCAUAGCCGCAGCCACCCAGUGUGCCCUGUCCACCUCCCAGCUGGUCGCCUGCGCCAAGGUGGUCAGCCCCACCAUCAGCUCCCCGGUGUGCCAGGAGCAGCUGAUCGAGGCUGGGAAGCUGGUGGACCGCUCGGUGGAGGGCUGCGUCCAGGCCUGCCUGUCGGCCACCGCAGACGGGGAGCUGCUGAAGCAGGUGGGCGCGGCGGCCGGCGUGGUCAGCCAGGCCCUGGGGGACCUUCUGCAGCACGUCCGGCACUACGCCUCGCGCGGCGAGCCCAUCGGCCGCUACGACCAGGCCACCGACACCAUCAUGACGGUCACGGAGAGCAUCUUCACCUCCAUGGGAGACGCAGGUGAGAUGGUGCGUCAGGCCCGGGUCCUAGCCCAGGCCACGUCCGACCUGGUCAACGCCAUGAGGUCUGACGCUGAGGCUGAGGUGGACGUCGACAACUCCAAGAAGCUGCUCGCUGCUGCGAAGCUGCUGGCGGACGCCACCGCCAGAAUGGUGGAGGCGGCAAAGGGGGCAGCGGCAUACCCUGAGAACGAGGACCAGCAGCAGAGGCUAAGGGAGGCGGCGGAAGGGCUCCGUGUCGCCACCAAUGCUGCUGCCCAGAACGCCAUCAAGAAGAAACUUAUCAACAGGCUAGAGAAUGCCGCCAAGCAAGCUGCUGCUGCGGCCACCCAGACCAUCGCUGCCUCUCAGAACGCCGCGGCCUCCAACAAGAACACAGCCGCCCACCAGCAACUGGUGCAGAGCUGCAAGGCAGUGGCGGACCACAUUCCCCAGCUCGUUCAGGGAGUUAGGGGCAGCCAGGCCCAGCCUGAGGACUUGAGUGCCCAGCUAGCCCUCAUCAUCGCCAGCCAGAACUUCCUCCAGCCUGGAAGUAAGAUGGUGACGUCUGCAAAGUCCGCUGUUCCCACGGUGACUGACCAGGCUGCGGCUAUGCAACUGGGUCAGUGUGCCAAGAACCUGGCCACCAGCCUGGCGGAGCUCCGAACCUCAGCACAGAAGGCUCAUGAAGCCUGUGGCCCCAUGGAAAUCGACUCAGCGCUCACCUCCGUCCAAACGCUAAAAAGCGAACUCCAAGAUGCCAUGAUGGCCGCCGUCGACGGGCAGCUGAAACCUCUUCCUGGAGAAUCGUUGGAGAAGUGUGCUCAGGACCUGGGCAGCACCUCCAAGUCUGUGGGCUCCUCCAUGGCCCAGCUCCUCACCUGUGCAGCCCAGGGCAACGAACACUACACUGGGGUAGCAGCCAGGGAAACGGCCCAGGCGUUGAAGACCCUGGGCCAGGCAGCACGAGGCGUGGCUGCCUCCACCACCGAUCCCCAGGCGGCCGCCGCCAUGUUGGAUUCAGCCCGCGACGUCAUGGAGGGCUCAGCCAUGCUGAUCCACGAGGCCAAGCAGGCUCUGGUCUCCCCCGGUGAUGCAGAGAGCCAACAGAGGCUUGCUCAGGUAGCCAAGGCUGUGUCCCAUUCCCUGAAUAACUGUGUCAACUGCCUGCCUGGCCAGAAGGAUGUGGACAUGGCCCUCAGGAGCAUCGGAGAGGCCAGCAAGAAGCUCCUGGUGGAAGCGCUUCCCCUGUCCACCAAGUCCUUCCAGGAGGCCCAGUGUGACCUGAACCAGACGGCCGCGGGCCUGAACCAGUCUGCAGGGGACGUGGUCCAUGCCUCCCGGGGCUCCAGCAGUCAGCUGGCCAUGGCAUCCGGAAAGUUCAGCGAAGACUUUGACGAGUUCCUGGAUGCCGGCAUCGAGAUGGCUGGACACACUCAGAGGAAAGACGAUCAGAUCCAGGUCAUCGGCAACCUGAAGAACAUCUCCAUGGCUUCCAGCAAGCUGCUCCUGGCUGCCAAGUCCCUCUCUGUGGACCCUGGAGCAGCCAACGCCAAGAACCUUCUGGCUGCAGCCGCCAGAGCGGUGACGGACAGCAUUAACCAGCUCAUCACCCUGUGUACCCAGCAAGCCCCUGGUCAGAAGGAGUGUGACAAUGCCCUGAGAGAGCUGGAGGCAGUGAAAGGAAUGCUGAACAACCCCAACGAGCCGGUCAGCGACCUCUCCUACUUUGACUGCAUCGAGAGCGUGAUGGAGAACUCCAAGGUCCUGGGAGAGUCCAUGGCGGGCAUUUCUCAGAAUUGUAAAACCGGAGACGUGCCGGCGUUUGGCGAGUGCGUGGGCGUGGCCUCCAAGGCGCUGUGCGGUCUCACAGAGGCGGCAGGGCAGGCUUCUUACUUGGUGGGCGUGUCCGACCCAAACAGCCAGGCGGGGCAUCAGGGGCUCGUCGACCCCAUCCAGUUUGCACGGGCCAAUCAGGCAAUUCAGAUGGCCUGUCAUAACCUGGUGGAACCCAACAGUAGCCCAUCCCAGGUUCUCUCUGCAGCCACCAUAGUGGCAAAGCACACCUCAGCUCUGUGUAACGCUUGCCGCCUGGCCUCCUCCAAGACAGCCAACCCCGUUGCCAAGAGGCACUUUGUCCAGUCGGCCAAGGAGGUGGCCAACAGCACGGCCAACCUGGUCAAAACGAUCAAGGCCCUGGAUGGAGACUUCUCUGAAGAGAAUCGCAACAAGUGCCACGUGGCCACAGCUCCUCUCAUAGAGGCUGUGGAGAACCUGACGGCGUUCGCAUCCAACCCGGAGUUUGCCAGCGUCCCUGCUCAAAUCAGCAGCGAGGGCUCUGCUGCUCAGGAGCCAAUCGUCCAAUCGGCGUGCUCCAUGUUGGACAGCUCCACCCACCUGCUGAAGACUGCUCGCUCAUUGGUUAUCAACCCCAAAGACCCUCCCACCUGGUCUGUCCUGGCUGGCCACUCUCGCACUGUGUCGGACUCCAUUAAGAGUCUCAUCACAGCCAUCAGAGACAAGGCCCCAGGCCAGAGGGAGUGUGACCACUCCAUUGAUAACAUCAACAAAUGUAUCCGGGACAUUGAGCAGGCCUCUCUGGCAGCCGUCAGCCAGAACCUGCCCUGCAGAGAUGACAUCUCACUGGAGGCUUUGCAAGAGCAGCUGACCUCCACCGUGCAGGAGAUUGGUUACCUGAUCGACCCCAUCUUCACUGCCGCCAGAGGGGAGGCCGCCCAGCUGGGUCACAAGGUGACCCAGCUGGCCGGCUACUUCGAGCCGCUCAUCGUGGCGUCAGUGGGCGUGGCCUCCAAGCUACAGAGUCACCAGCAGCAGAUGACGUUCCUGGACCAGACCAAGACCCUGGCCGAGUCCGCCCUGCAAAUGCUCUACGCAGCUAAGGAGGGAGGGGGGAACCCUAAGGCGUCCCACACUCACGAUGCCAUAGCCGAGGCCGCCCUGCUUAUGAAGGAGGCAGUGGACGACAUCAUGGGGACCUUGAACGACGCAGCCAGCGAGGUCGGCAUGGUGGGGGGCAUGGUGGACUCCAUCGCUGAGGCCAUGGGCAAGCUGGAUGAGGGCACUCCUCCUCACACAGAGGGCUCGUUCGUGGAUUACCAGACUACUAUGGUGAAAUACUCCAAGGCCAUCGCAGUCACUGCUCAGGAAAUGAUGACCAAGUCUGUGACGUGUACAGAGGAGCUGGGAGGCCUGGCGUCUCAGGUCACCAUAGACUACGGUCAACUGGCCCAGCAGGGCCGUCUGGCCGCUUACACCGCAGAGCCAGAGGAGAUUGGCUUCCAGAUCAAGACCCGCGUGCAGGAGCUAGGCCACGGCUGCAUCCACCUGGUCCAGAAGGCCGGGGCCUUGCAGGUCACCCCCUCCGACAGCUUCACCAAGAGGGAGCUCAUUGAGUGUGCUCGCGCUGUCACAGAGAAGGUGUCCAUGGUGCUGUCUGCCCUGCAGGCUGGUAAUAAGGGCACUCAGGCCUGCAUCACGGCCGCCAGCGCCGUGUCGGGCAUCAUCGCCGACCUUGACACCACUAUCAUGUUCGCCUCAGCGGGCACCCUCAACGCCGAGAACGACGAAUCGUUUGCGGACCACAGGGAGAACAUAUUAAAGACAGCCAAGGCUCUGGUUGAGGACACCAAGAUGUUGGUGUCUGGAGCAGCCUCUGGUCAGGACAAGCUGGCCCAGGCCGCCCAAUCAUCUGCCAAGACAAUCACCCAGCUAACUGACGUGGUGAAGCUGGGAGCGGCCAGCAUCGGCUCCGAUAACCCUGAGACACAGGUGGUCUUGAUAAAUGCGGUCAAAGACGUUGCCAAGGCCCUCGCCGAGCUGAUCGGCGCCACCAAAUGUGCGGCAGGGAAGGCGGCCGACGACCCGUCCAUGUACCAGCUGAAGAGCGCCGCCAAGUCCUCCUCCAGAAACAUGGCUGAAGGACAUGGCGUUCCUCCCAACUCUGAUAUUAACGGUGUUCUGGUGAUGGUGACCAACGUGACCUCCCUGCUGAAGACUGUCAAGGCCGUGGAGGACGAGGCGACCAGGGGGACCAGGGCUCUGGAGGCCACCAUCGAAUGCAUCAAGCAGGAGCUUACGGUAUUCCAGUCCAGGGAUAUCCCAGACAAGUCAACCACUCCCGAAGAGUUCAUCCGCAUGACAAAGGGCAUCACCAUGGCGACAGCCAAAGCGGUGUCGGCAGGAAACUCUACGAGGCAGGAGGACGUGAUCCACACCGCCAACCUGAGUCGCAAGGCCAUCUCUGACAUGCUGACCACGUGCAAGCAAGCGGCAUACCACCAAGAAGUGAACGAGGAGGUGAGGAGCCGGGCACUGAUGUUCGGAGCUGAGUGCACUACAGGUUACAUCGACCUACUAGACCAUGUUCUGCUGGUCCUUCAGAGGCCCACGGUGGAGCAGAAGCAGCACCUGGUGGUGCACUCCAAGCGUGUGGCUGGGGCCGUGACCGAACUCAUCCAGACCGCCGAGGCCAUGAAAGGCACGGAGUGGGUGGAUCCGGAGGACCCGACUGUGAUAGCCGAGACAGAACUGCUCGGGGCGGCCGCAUCUAUCGAGGCAGCGGCCAAGAAGCUGGAGCAGCUGAAACCCAGAGCCAAGCCCAAGCAAGCGGACGAGACUCUGAACUUCGAGGAACAGAUCUUGGAGGCGGCCAAGUCUAUCGCCGCGGCGACCAGUGCCCUGGUGAAAUCGGCCUCUGCGGCUCAGCGGGAGCUGGUGGCGCAGGGCAAGGUGGGCUCCAUCCCUGCCAACGCGCUGGAUGAUGGACAGUGGUCCCAAGGCCUCAUCUCUGCGGCACGACUGGUUGCGGCCGCCACCAGUAACCUGUGCGAGGCAGCCAAUGCCUCUGUCCAGGGCCACGCCAGCGAGGAGAAGCUAAUCUCCUCCGCCAAGCAGGUAGCGGCCUCCACCGCUCAGCUCCUGGUGGCCUGCAAGGUCAAGGCAGACCAGGACUCGGAGGCCAUGAGGAGAUUACAGUCUGCUGGGAACGCAGUAAAGCGGGCUUCGGACAACCUUGUGCGGGCAGCCCAGAAGGCUGCCUUCGACAAGGCAGACGACAAUAACGUGGUAGUCAAAACCAAGUUUGUGGGCGGGAUUGCACAGAUCAUCGCAGCGCAGGAGGAGAUGCUGAGGAAGGAGAGGGAGCUGGAGGAGGCCAGGAAGAAGCUGGCCCAGAUCAGACAGCAGCAAUACAAGUUCCUGCCCAGCGAGCUCCGCGAGGACGACAACUGACAAAGCUGCUACGAGAGUAUCCCGCCGCUGUGUGUGUGCGUGCGUGUGGCGAAGGGGGGGUGUAUGUGUGGGCGUGUGUCUGUAUUUGUAGGCUGCAUGGGCUCACCAUGCACACAGUGGUGACCUAAAUGAUUGUUUAUGUUGGUGCGUGACGCGGCUCAGCUAAGCUGGCCUUUUGUGUUCCUGCUCUUUCAGCGGGGUUGAAGUCCAGAUGUGGACGCCGAAAUGUUCCUUUCGAUUAGGAAUGGUGUUAAAGCUCUAAGAUUGUGUACCCAUGUUUAAGCUUAUCAUACUGUACAUACUUACUGUGGUACUUUUAACAGCCUACUUGUCUUGCAUAAUUUACCAAAAAAUUGUUCGGAAUAAGCAUUUAACUGUCAAACUAAAUUUGAAAGUACAGUUAACUGAAGAAUGAGCGAUUUAUCUAGAACUGAACAUUACUGUGGAUCCAAGCCCUUAGACAGAGGAGCAUGCAAAAUGCUACAAGAAGUACACACCAGACAUCCUUAUUUUAACACACACACUUCUCUGGUUUGGUACAAAUUUUGUGGUGCUUCAGUGCCAAUAAUUUGACUGAUAAUUUGGACUGUUGAGGUAUUUGGACCAUAUUGGAGUACAAUUAAUGUUAUUGUAGGGAAAUACUAAAGUAUUGCAAUACAAGCUAGUUAAGACACUUCUCAUAUAGAUAUAUUGCAGACUUUAAAAAAUACCCAUUUUAAACUAAGCUUCAAAUACAAAUGUAGAAAUGUUGGUCAGUCUCUUACUAUGGGUGUUUUUCUGUGUGAUCCCUUAAGACUUAUGACAUCCUCUGUUCAAGUGUAUUACAGUGUUUAACUCCAAUAAAUGCUCUGACCAUAGACACUAUAGGGGUUCCUGUACUUUAGAUAACGUGUUUGUAGGUAAAGAAGCAGUUUAAGGAGAAAUGUACCAGAAUUUCUACAGUGAGGUCAGAGAGCUGCAUCAAUCAUACAUGGACCAUUGCAUGCCCAGGUCUCCCAUUUCCUACUAAACAUUUGCUAGUUUACAGUUACGUUUUGAGCCAUUCAGGAAGUUCACGAUGCAAUAACACUAAUGGUGCUUUAGAGGGCGUUGUUGUGUUCUAUAACCUCAAGUGUGUCAAGCAAGCCCUUCAAACACAUGGACUGCUGUUGGUGGCUACAUAGUUCCCCCAUCCCUUGCAAUAUCGAAGAGACGCCGUUUUAGAAACACUAUAACGUAAGCAAGGAGUAGGAGUAUCGGUUUAUCAUGCAUUGGGAUUUUUAGGCAGUUUUGGAUUGAUGCAAAUCAUGUGACAAGUGUGAGCCGUCAGCCACAGCAGGGUUUAGCACAAGCGUGUAGUACGUGCUUUCUAUAAUUCGAAAACUAAACUGUGGAGUGCUUUAGUGACACUGUAGACUUCUUGAAUGAGUGGUGCGUCUUUGUCCACUAUGCACCAUGUACUGUGCUUCUGGUGGUUACUCUUCCCUGCUGGUCGACACGGUUUAACCUCUUUACAUGAUCCUUUUUAUAGAGGGUUUUUUUUUUUUUUUAAUGAGUGGCUCCAACACAUCUGGAUCGCUAGACUACAUCUCAUGCUUGUGGUGUUUUGCACGUGUCAGUCAUUCUAAAGGUGCUCUGUGCGACUUCCUUGGAUGUGCUACUGCAAUAUAUUGACCUUUUGCUGACCAGGUUUGAUUGUAGUGUUUGGUUCCUUAGUCUUAUUGACAGUGAGUGUAUGCAGACUAAAGCAUAUCGAGGUUCUGGUCCAGCGUUGUCCAAUGCAUGGCUUUACAGAUUUUACUCAUUUUAGUCACGACCGGAAAUGAUAGUUGUAGUCUGAGCUGCAUAUAAAAUGACAAUAAUCCCACACAAACUACAAAUAAUCCUUUUUGCAGGUAUUCUUUUCUUUCGUUUGUGUGAAAUUUGGUCUGGAGUUUGUAUUUGCUGUUGAACACUGGUCCUCUCAUCUGGUAUUUGUAGUUUAUUAGUGCCUUAGUCUGUAGUCCAUACAGCAUCCGGUCUGUUUGAGUGACUCUUUUGCCUCCACUGUUGUUGAUGAGAGGUACUGAUUAUAAGUAUUGCUUGUAUCAAUGGGUAUUCAAUAUUGAUAUCUCACACAUUGUCCAGUAGUUUCUUUUUUACAUACUCUGCAAUUUGCCCCAGUUCUCUGCCUGCUGUGAACAUGACUUUGUAGGUUCAAAGAAACGGUACAUCUGUCAAAGUUAAAUGUAUUGCAGUGUAAAAAGUUCCACCAGUAUAUAUAAGAAUGUAUAUUAUAUAUAUGAAGACAACGCAUUUUUGUACUGCAUUCCAUGGGCAUGUACCCGACACGUUGGUAUGUAACUACGGCAAAUUGAAUUUUUAGGUCUGUUACCUGAUGUAUGUACCAGUAAAAUCACUGAAGUUUUAUCGAUUUUCAGUUUUCUUAUUUUUUUGUCUUUAAGCCACUAUAAACUUUUUUUUGAAUGAUAAAGAUAAGGAUUUUAAGAUGUAUCUGUUGCUGUUAAGAUUGUAACUUUUAAAUGGUAUUGAAUAAUAUGUUCAUACCUGUAUGUUUUUUCCCUCAGCAGAAUUCAAUGACAGUGAAAUGACUACAGUAAAGAUGGAUAUGAAGUAACAUACAGUAUGUAAACUAUUUAUCUGGCCACAAGAACGAUAUUUUUUGUAUUCAAUGAAAAUAAAGGGUUUCAAAGU